GGAAUUGUAGUUCAGCUCUUCGCAAAGAAGAACUUGAACGAAAAAGAGGCGGAAGGGAGCGAAGGAACUGGACAUCCCGGCAUCCUCUGCAGCCGAUGCGUGCUCCUCCUUUCAGGCCCUGUGGUUGGACUGGAAGGGCCAGAAGGGAGCCCAGAAAGAGAAAGGCCUGACAGCAUGGCAGUGCUGCUGGUGUUCCAAAGGCACCCUUUGCCGAAGCUCGGUGCCUUUCUCCGAAGCUGCUGGGCGCAGCUCGGCAGCCGCAGCCCUCCUUGGGCUCCUGCUUUGGCUGUUCAGGCCCCAGCUUUGCUGGAACCUGUGGAAGAAAAAACUGAAUAUGAUGAGACUCCAAGCUUUUUAGACAGCAUAUUUUGGAUGGCAGCCCCAAAGUCAAGGCGGACCAUUGAAGUGAAUCGAUGCAGGCGAAGAGACUUUAGGAAGCUUAUAAAGUUAAAGACAAACAUAGAUGUCUGUCCUCAGUGUGGCAACUUGAAACAGAAGCAUGUUCUUUGUGGCUAUUGUUAUGAAAAGGUUAAACAGGAAACUCUUGCCAUAAGGAAGCAAAUAUGGGCACAUGAAGGAGGACCUCAUAAGGCACCUACCGUAGAAACUAUUGUAUUGUAUGAAGGUGAGAAACCCAGGGAGCAAGAUGAAGGCAAGCGGAUCAUAGAAAGAAACAGGAAACGGCCAUCUUGGUUCACACUGGAUUGACCACAUAGCAGUGAAAAUACAAAUAUAAAUGUUUUGAUAAGACACAGUCCCAAGAUAGAUGGAAAAUAAAGAAAUGAACCUUUUCAAUAAAAUUUCACUGCUACACUUUGACUGUUAAAGUGUAUGUAAAUAAUCAAAUGCACUCAGAAAUUAAUUGUACAAUUAGAAUAUGUCUGGAUUGAUUAAUGUAGUUACUGUACAUUUAAUUGAUCAUAUCACUAUUAAAGUUGGCUGACCAAUGAA
Messenger RNA from Varanus komodoensis (Komodo dragon), 951 nucleotides. RefSeq names its product mitochondrial ribosomal protein L32 (gene MRPL32). The record is from RefSeq and is a predicted model, not a curated record. Gene Ontology annotation, cellular component: mitochondrial large ribosomal subunit. The transcript has 3 exons. Bases 175 to 708 code for a protein of 177 amino acids. Lineage: Eukaryota; Metazoa; Chordata; Lepidosauria; Squamata; Varanidae. Gene Ontology annotation, molecular function: structural constituent of ribosome. Gene Ontology annotation, biological process: translation.